AGUCUAGCCGAGGAGAAAACGGAGGAAAAAAAUAUGAAAAUAUGAACGGACUGAAACUGCUGAAAAAUCUUUACGUUGGGAAAUGUAUUUCUGAAACAAAUCCAAGUAAUACACUAUAAGGAUAUCUGCAAGGACUAUUUACAACUGAAAGUAAAGUGCACAGAAAUAUUGUCUCCAGCCUUUUUCUGAAGAAAAUACCGGGAAUGGAAUGGGGGAAUUUGCAUCUCUCCAAGGCAGCAGGUAUAGGAUGGAAGAUCUGACGAGAGGAGGAGAGGACAGUGAAUGAAGACCGUAAAGAAAGGAAAUAGCAUAACUUUUUAUUUUUGUACUGUUCUGUUUUAUCUGCUCAGCUCCUUUAUCCAGACUGAUAAGUAGAUCUAUGGGUGCUGGACUGUUGGGCUGAGAGACGGGAUUACUGGGCGAAGGGGAGACAGGGGAAGACAGGGGAAGACAGGGGAAGACAGGGAGAGGAAAAGAAAGGCUGUGUGAGCCGGGUAGGAGACCCCACGUUUAUGUUGGUGACCUGCAGUCAUUGCUGAGACUCACUCAGACGGACCAUGUGGUUUUUGCCAAGGAGAAACCGUCUCCUCUCCUCUCAGCAUCAGGACCAUAGGGACUGGCAUGGAGCCCACAUACCCAGCUCCAUCUCCAGCCUCAGCAUCACCGCGUCCUUCUGGAUCGUAACUUUUUCCUGGUGCUUGGUGGCUGUCCGAGGCCAGGCCUACCACCCCACUGUGAACACGCAGUAUGGGAAACUCCGGGGGGUGAGAGUGCCCCUACCCAGUGAGAUACUGGGACCAGUGGACCAGUAUUUGGGGGUCCCGUAUGCAGCCUCCCCAGUGGGAGAGAAACGCUUCCUGCCCCCCGAGCCACCCUCCUCCUGGUCGGGGAUAAAGAACGCCACUCACUUUGCUCCCGUUUGCCCCCAGAAUAUUCACAACGCCGUGCCAGAGAUUAUGAUGCCCAUAUGGUUCUCCUUCAGCCUGGAUAUAGUGGCCUCUUACAUACAGGAUCAAAACGAGGACUGUUUGUAUCUAAACAUCUACGUUCCUACGGAGGAUGACAUACGAGACACCGGGGCCAAACCGGUGAUGGUGUUCAUCCACGGGGGAUCCUACAUGGAGGGGACCGGGAAUAUGAUCGACGGGAGCGUCCUGGCCAGCUACGGGAACGUCAUCGUGAUCACCCUGAACUACCGCGUCGGAGUACUAGGGUUCCUGUCUACAGGGGACCAGGCAGCUAAGGGGAACUACGGCCUACUGGACCAGAUCCAGGCUCUGAGGUGGAUCAGUGAGAACAUUGGAUACUUCGGAGGAGACUCCAACCGUAUCACAGUGUUUGGAUCUGGGAUAGGAGCGUCCUGUGUCAGCCUGCUCACCCUCUCACACCACUCUGAAGUCCUGUAUGUCCUGCAACAGAGCUCAUGA
Molecule: messenger RNA, 1427 nt
Organism: Oncorhynchus nerka (sockeye salmon)
Lineage: Eukaryota; Metazoa; Chordata; Actinopteri; Salmoniformes; Salmonidae
Product: neuroligin-3-like
Exons: 5
Coding region: 558-1427 (289 amino acids)
Biological process (GO): neuron cell-cell adhesion; modulation of chemical synaptic transmission; postsynaptic membrane assembly
Cellular component (GO): plasma membrane; cell surface; synapse
Molecular function (GO): signaling receptor activity; neurexin family protein binding
Source: RefSeq, a predicted model, not a curated record